AUGAAUCUAGAACAACUAAUUCAUGUGCAAGAUUCAACAAGACAUGUCCUUAAUUCUUGUUUCCCACUUUCUGUAAUACCGAGAAAUUUCAUUCCUGAACAGAAAACUAAGAAAUUGGAAAAAAAGCCUAAUGCAUAUAGGGUAUAUUCACAUGUUUUCACAAAGGCGAUGCAAAUGCAUGACAUAUCUUUACCUCACCCACAACAAGAACAUGUACUAAGAUUAAUUAUUAAUCGUGCAUGGCGAAAUGAAAGCGUUUAUACCAAAGAAAUAUGUCGAAAUAUUUCUGAUGAGGCAUACAAAGAAUUGCAGUCCAACCCUUCUUUCUUAAUUUAA
Molecule: messenger RNA, 336 nt
Organism: Funneliformis mosseae
Lineage: Eukaryota; Fungi; Glomeromycota; Glomeromycetes; Glomerales; Glomeraceae
Source: the annotation of a GenBank genome assembly